AUGGCCCAGACGACGACAUUCUGCUUCCCAGUGAAAGACCUAUCAAGUGACGCGGUGAAAUUGACUCCAUUCGAGCCCGAAAAACAUGCAACAGCCUACUUCGAAGGCUCAAAGGACCACCCCGAGCUUUACAAGUAUAUGUCCAUUGGCCCGUACGAAACCAGAGACGACUUCAUCAAUGGCUUUCUGGUCGAUCUAGUAGGAAAGCAGUCGCCGGGCAUGACCACCUUUGCCAUAAUCGAUAAGAAACGGCCUCCAUCCGACGCAGACCCCGAGGGCCAGCUAGCAGGAAUGGUGUCGUACAUGGCUGCCAGCCCAGUGCAUCUAUCAGCCGAAGUUGGGUACAUCAUUAUCCUCCCGCCAUUCCAACGCACCCACGUCACGACGCACGCGGUAGGCUUGCUCCUUCAGUACGCACUGAACAGUCCCGAACAGGGCGGAUUGGGCUUGCGGCGAAUGCAGUGGCUUGCAGAUCCGCCAAAUAAGGCGUCCCUGGCAGCAGCUCGUCGCAUGGGCUUUGAGCAGGAGGGUAUCCUUCGAUGGAAUCGAGUCAUGGUUGACGCAGAGGCACGCGGGAAAGGACAUAAUGGAAGAGAGGGGCCGCCUUAUGGGAAGCCAUCAGAUCGUGGCCGGGAUACCGUCUACUUGUCGAUGUGUUGGGAUGAUUGGCUAGGGGGGAAAGAUAAGCAUGUCGAGAGGUUGAUGCUACGGCCGAUUGUGGUGAAGGAACCAUGA
This is a messenger RNA of Aspergillus terreus NIH2624, 735 nucleotides long. RefSeq names its product GNAT family N-acetyltransferase. Lineage: Eukaryota; Fungi; Ascomycota; Eurotiomycetes; Eurotiales; Aspergillaceae. The transcript has 2 exons. Gene Ontology annotation, molecular function: protein-N-terminal-alanine acetyltransferase activity; protein N-terminal-serine acetyltransferase activity. The record is from RefSeq and is a predicted model, not a curated record. The coding region runs from base 1 to 735 and encodes 244 amino acids.